Messenger RNA from Neopsephotus bourkii (Bourke's parrot), 2118 nucleotides. RefSeq names its product apelin receptor early endogenous ligand (gene APELA). The record is from RefSeq and is a predicted model, not a curated record. The coding region runs from base 235 to 399 and encodes 54 amino acids. Gene Ontology annotation, biological process: heart development; apelin receptor signaling pathway. NCBI's taxonomy places the organism in Eukaryota, Metazoa, Chordata, Aves, Psittaciformes, Psittacidae. Gene Ontology annotation, molecular function: apelin receptor binding. The transcript has 3 exons.
AAGAAAAGAGAGGAAAGGAAGAAGGGCAGAGAAGGAGGCACUAGCCGCGGUGCGGCUCAGAAGCCUUGCUCUUGCCCGACCGUUAACGUCGCUGGAAGCGCCGCUGCCGCGCGGUUCCUAGCCCGCCACAGCCUGUGUGGUCAACCGAGGAAAGGGCUGCCCCUUUGCCGCUCACGCUUCUCCGCCUGUACACAUAUAUACACACACAGAGCCUCCGAGCGCGUCUCCGCAGGCAUGAGACUCCGGCUGCUCCUGUGUGUCGUGUUUUUCCUCCUGGCGAGCCUCCUGCCUGCCGACGGACAGAGGACAGCCAACCUGGCCCUGCGCAGGAAGCUCCACCGGCACGGCUGCUCCCACCGGCGCUGCGUGCCUCUCCACUCCAGGGUGCCCUUCCCCUGAGCCCUGCUGGAGCCUGGCCCAGCAAUUGCAUAAUGGGCUUUCAGUGUUUUAAAGGAGCAACAGUUAAACUGAUGAAGUUAGUCAGCAGUCCAGAUCAACAACAGCUGGCCUGAGAGAGCCACUGCAGUCCUGUCUUCAUCAGUCCUAUCUGUCACAUUCUGCAAGACCUGGAAGGCCCUGGCCCACACCUUAGGAAGUGUGGGGGGGGGUAGAAAUGGAGGGUGGUGAUGGGAAGAUGUACAUGAAACUUACCUGGCUGAAACAUUCCAUAUAAAUUCCGUGGCUCUCAUAAGGACUACUGAAAGUUGAAGACCAAAUUAAACAUCAGGUACCUGAGGUGGAUUUUCAGUGGCCUUAAGGAUCUGUACAAAGGGACUCUUAAUGGUCUGUACUGUUCAGACUGAAACUGGAUGUGCUGUUGACUACUUUAUUCAGGCUGUGUAUAGAGCAGCAUUUAAGGUGAAACAUCAGACUCCAGUACAGAACUGCGAAAGUCCAUUUUUUUGUUUAUACUUUUAUAUAUUAAUAAUAUAUACAGCUAUAUUUUUACAGCUAACAUUACAUCUUUAUGGAAUUGCCUUAACAAUAAUGUAGAAUGUAUUACUGUACCAGUACCAAAGCCAUCACUACAGUACUGGUCCUACUGGCUUCAUGUAUAGUAAGCACAGUAGGAGUUUACAGUGUAAGAAAGCGAAGAAAGUAUUAUCCCUCGUUCUAUAGAUAGAGAAUUGAAGCACAUGAAGAUAAGAGAUGAGCCAAGGGUCAUGCAAAACUUUGAUAACUUGUAUCCCUGAACUCAGGCCUUAAGGUCAAGCCCAUCUUCCUGUCUAAUGAGCUGUUACUGCAAAGCCUAUCAUUUGUUUUCUUAAACCGGGCUGCCAAACCAGACAGCUGAAGCAUACUUGAAAAUUCAGAACUAUAGAACUAUUUGCUUAAUAGUAGUUUUCCUAAAAUACCUAUUACAGUAUUAUAAAUAGAGCAUAAAAAUAGACCAUUGAAAAGAAACCUUUGUUUGGUGAACCCCAGUGUUGCGUAGUACUCUAUUUCUGUAAUUUAAAUGAAUGGGAUAUCUGGAACACAGUACUACAAUGAAUGGGAACUUCAAACAGAAAACAGGCUGUUCUUUUCAGUCCUGGAGGUCAAAAUUACAGUGAGCUUUUAUUUUAUGGUUUGUUUUCAAAAAUAUACAUUUUGCAUGUUUUUAUAUCACCAGAAAUUCCAAACGUGCAUAUAAAGGAAAACACACUAGCCCUUUCAUUAGCAGAACUAAACCCAAUCUGAAAUAAGUCAUACCCAGAUUUUUAAGUCAUAACACUAGUGUUGCAAUGUCCACAUUUUUUAUAAGUUGUAUAAAGAUGAGUGAAGAUCAGCAGUGCCAUGGUUUAAAUCCAGUAUCAUAUUUUUGUCUUGCAACAUGGUUUCUAAUAAGAACAGUAAUCAAGAAAAGCAGACAGCUGAAACUUUCUGACCAGUGCCCAUAUCUAACCCCUCAUCCCUAAGAACUUGAAACCUGAAUCAGAUUCACACUGGAAGAGCUUAACAGCAGUUUCAAAUGUCUCUGUAUAGAGAGAGAAAAAAAACCCCAAAACCCACACACAAAAUCCCCAAACAUCACACCUUAUUCUGGAGUUCUAGAAAAUCAUGAAAAGAUGGUCAAACUUAUCUAUACCAACAGUCCUGCAGAUAAACCUUCGGAAUUUUGAGGAAACAAAACCAAAA